ACCCUCACCCCCCGGGGACCCAGGCUCAGAGCUGCCCAGCUCCCCCUCCACCUCCACACCCCCAUUCCUCAUACGCCUCCUCACGUCACCCCCACCAGGUCGGACGCCUGGGUCCCUCACUGCUGGGGGAGGGGGAAGCCGCGAGCAUUGGGAGCCCAAAGGGCUUUUCUGGGGGGGGGUGCCGGCGGGGGGGCUGGACAUCCCUUCCCAGUGCAUCGGAGAGUUGACCUAUCGAUCACAGAGCCGGAGACCAUGGCCUUGCCCUGACCCCCGCCCCGCCGCAGCCUCCUGCUCGCCGCCCCCCCGCCCCGCGGGCCCCCGGCCCCCCGCUUCUGCCUGCGCUGUGACCCCCCCCAGCCGCCGGCACGGCCCCGCCCCCGCUGCCCCGGUGGUGGCCCACGGCCCCCCGGCUGCCCGUUGUCAAACUGGAGUCGCUGAAGCGCUGGAACGAAGAGAGGGGCCUCUGGUGCGAGAAGGGCGUGCAGGUGCUGCUGACCACGGUGGGCGCCUUCGCGGCCUUCGGCCUCAUGACCAUCGCCAUCAGCACCGACUACUGGCUGUACACGCGCGCGCUCAUCUGCAACACCACCAACCUCACCGCCAGCGACGACGGGCCCCCGCACCGCGGCGGCGGCGCCUCGGAGAAGAAGGACCCCGGGGGCCUCACGCACUCUGGCCUCUGGAGGAUCUGCUGCCUGGAAGGGUUGAAAAGAGGCGUCUGCGUGAAGAUCAACCAUUUCCCGGAGGACACGGACUACGACCACGACAGCGCGGAGUAUCUGCUCCGAGUUGUCCGGGCCUCCAGCAUCUUCCCCAUCCUUAGCGCCAUCCUGCUGUUGCUCGGGGGCGUGUGCGUGGCGGCCUCCCGGGUCUACAAGUCCAAGAGGAACAUCAUUCUGGGAGCCGGGAUCCUGUUCGUGGCAGCAGGCCUGAGCAACAUCAUCGGAGUGAUCGUGUACAUCUCUGCCAACGCGGGCGAGCCGGGCCCGAAGCGGGACGAGGAGAAGAAGAACCACUACUCGUACGGCUGGUCCUUCUACUUUGGCGGGCUGUCCUUCAUCCUGGCCGAGGUGAUCGGCGUGCUGGCCGUCAACAUCUACAUCGAGCGCAGCCGCGAGGCGCACUGCCAGUCUCGCUCGGACCUGCUCAAGGCCGGCGGGGGCGCGGGCGGCAGUGGCGGGAGCGGCCCCUCGGCCAUCCUCCGUCUGCCCAGUUACCGCUUCCGCUACCGCCGCCGCUCCCGCUCCAGCUCCCGCUCCAGCGAACCGUCGCCGUCGCGGGACGCGUCUCCCGGCGGCCCGGGCGGCCCGGGCUUCGCCUCCACGGACAUCUCCAUGUACACGCUCAGCCGCGACCCGUCCAAGGGCAGCGUGGCCGCGGGGCUGGCGGGGGCCGGCGGCGGCGGCGCGGGCGCGUACAGCGGCGCGGCGGGGGCUGCCGCGGGCGGCGGCGGCGGGGCGGGCGCCGAGCGGGACCGCGGGGGGGCGCCGGGCUUCCUCACGCUGCACAACGCCUUCCCCAAGGAGGCGGGCGGCGGCGUCACGGUCACGGUCACCGGGCCGCCCGCCGCGCCCGCGCCCGCGCCGCCCGCGCCCGCCGCGCCCGCCCCGGGGACCCUGGCCAAGGAGGCCGCCGCCUCCAACACCAACACGCUCAACAGGAAAACCACACCCGUGUAGGGGCGCGCGGGGGACGGGGGCGUGUCCGGGGCGCGUGCGCGGGCGCGCGUGCAACGAGGCUGCUGGGUCGGGGCGCCUCGCUCUUCCCCGGGAGCGCGCUGGAGACUGCGUGGCCUUCCCCCUGCGCCCCUCCCCAGCUCCAGGCGUUGGGGAGCCCCCUCACCCUCCAAAGCAGGGACCCCGGGGGAGGGGUAAGAAAGGGAGGGGGCUCUGGUGAGGCAGCGUCGUGUUUUAUUUUUUUGUGGGAUUUAGGGGGCGGG
Messenger RNA from Sciurus carolinensis (gray squirrel), 1939 nucleotides. It is a transcript of the gene Cacng8, whose product is annotated as calcium voltage-gated channel auxiliary subunit gamma 8. The record is from RefSeq and is a predicted model, not a curated record. Gene Ontology annotation, biological process: calcium ion transport; positive regulation of synaptic transmission, glutamatergic; postsynaptic neurotransmitter receptor diffusion trapping. Lineage: Eukaryota; Metazoa; Chordata; Mammalia; Rodentia; Sciuridae. Gene Ontology annotation, molecular function: voltage-gated calcium channel activity; channel regulator activity. Gene Ontology annotation, cellular component: AMPA glutamate receptor complex; postsynaptic density membrane. The coding region runs from base 528 to 1679 and encodes 383 amino acids. The transcript has 5 exons.